Molecule: messenger RNA, 10322 nt
Organism: Coregonus sp. 'balchen'
Lineage: Eukaryota; Metazoa; Chordata; Actinopteri; Salmoniformes; Salmonidae
Source: the annotation of a GenBank genome assembly
ACACCAUGGAGGAGCUGCACAGCCUGGACCCCCGGAGACAGGAGCUGUUGGAGGCUCGAUUCAUGGGCGGGGUCAGUGGCAGCACUGGGGGCAGCACUGGCAGCACAAGCGGGGGAACCAAAGUGAGUGAGCGUGCCUCAAACCCCCGAUAAUCCUCAUACACUCACACAGUGUUUCCCCUAUAUUCAUUUAGCAGCGGUGCCCCGCCACUGCUAAAUCAUUGACGCCACUCCCAAAAAUAUGAUUACACUUUAUGUAUAUAUACAUGCAUGCAUGCAUACUGAACAAAAAUAUAAACGCAACAAUUUCAAAGAUUUUACUGAGUUACAGUUCAUAUAAGCAAAUCAGUCAAUUGAAAUAAAUAAAUUAGGCCCUAAUCGAUGGAUUUCACACGACUGGGAAUACAGAUAUGCAACUAUUGGUAACGGAUGCCUAAAAAAAAAAAAAAAAAAGGGGCGUGGAUCAGAAAACCAGUCAGUAUCUGGUGUGACCACCAUUUGCCUCAUGCAGCGUGACACAUCUCCUUCGCAUAAAGUUGAUCAGGCUGUUGAUUGUGGCCAGUGGAAUGUUUUCCCACUUCUCAAUGGCUGUGAGAAGUUGCUGUGUAUUGGUGGGAACUGGAACACGGCUUUUGUACACGUCGAUCUAGAGCAUCCCAAACAUACUCAAUGGUGACAUGUCUGGCGAGUAUGCAGGCCAUGGAAGAACUGGGACCAUUUUCAGCUUCCAGGAAUAGUGUACAGAUCCUUGCGACAUGGGGCCGUGCAUUAUCAUGCUGUAACAUGAGUUGAUGGCGGCAGAUGAAUGGCAUGACAAUGGGCCUCAGGAUCUCGUCACGGUAUCGCUGUGCAUUCAAAUUGCCAUCGAUAAAAUGCAAUUGUGUUCGUUGUCCGUAGCUUAUGCCUGCCCAUACCAUAACUCCACCGCCACCAUGGGGCACUCUGUUCACAACGUUGACAUCAGCUAACCGCUCACUCACACGACGCCAUACACACUGCCACCUGCCUGGUACAGUUGAAAUCGGCGUUCAUCCGUGAAGAGCACACUUCUCCAGCGUGCCAGUGGUCUUCGAAGGUGAGCAAUUGCCCACUGAUGUCGGUUACGACUCCGAACUGCAGUCAGGUCAAGACCCCGGUGAGGACGAUGAGCACGCAGAUGAGCUUCCCUGAAAUGGUUUCUGACAGUUUGUGCAGAAAUACUUAGUUUGUGCAAACCUACAGUUUAAUCAGCUGUCCGGGUGGCCGUUCUCAGACGAUCCCGCAGGUGAAGAAGCCGGAUGUGGAGGUCCUGGGCUGGCAUGGUUACACAUCAUAUGCGGUUGUGAGGCCAGUUGGGCGUACUGCCAAAUUCACUAAAAUUAUGUUUCAAAAUAAUAUUCUAAUGAACUUCUGUUUUGAUUUCAGGCCUUGACAAAUAAUGAAUGUUCAAAUCAAAGUUUUGGAAGCCUGGGGUCCUCCAGUGACAAAGAGUCAGAGGUAUGUUUAUUAACAUGAUGUUCUUACAGUUUUAGUGAAAAAUGAUAAUGUUAUCAUCAAUGUGCAGUUUGUUUGAACAGGCUGUCGGACAGUAUAACUGGUAUCCACGGCUUUUCUGGAUUUGUUUCUUUAGUCUUUGACAUUCCAUCUUGUUUGGAUUAGACCUAUGUUUUGAUUGGAUGUGGGCUGGUUGGUGUGAGCAGGGAGUUCACACGGAGAGAGAGGGAGAGGAGCUGGGCCCUCUUAUCCUCCUUGUCGCUGGUGAAAACGUCAGACGCAACCUAAGAUGGAGCUAGAGAGUAAAAAUGUGCGGAAUCUUGCUGUAAUUAAACUGCGUUCUUGUGACUCAUAAUGCCACGAGCUCUUACCUCUCUGUACAAACACGGUCUGUGCCUCUGCCAGGGCAGCUUGAUCACGGGCAUCUUCAUCCUGCAUGCUGAGUCUGAGCCUCCCUCCACGCUGCUCUCCUGUGUUUGGCAGCACAGCUUGCUAAUGAAGGGAAAACACAAAUGGCUUACAAUUUGGAGGGGCACAGCCUGUGUGUGGGGUGGUGGACUGUAGGGUUAACCUAAGUCUGAACCUCUGCAAUGUGGAGUGUGCAAGUAAAUAAGCAGCCUGACUGUGCGGGUGACUGUCUGCUCCCCUCCCCUCUGUGUAGUUCAUCGGCUGUUGUAAUAAGUCACUGAUGGAGGCCUGUGUGCGAGCAUGAUCGAGGAGGGGAGAGAGAGGAGGCAGAAUAAACCCUCUCUGGCCUUCUCUGCCGCAGAGAUGAUGAAUCUGCACAGAUGUCACCCAAACAGAUGCCCCCCAUUUGUCACACACUCCCUAAUGAUGCACUGGUGACACUGUCAGACCAGCACCUGUCAGCAGAUUCCCUGCACAAGGCUCUGUCCUGGUUCUGGGGCCUGUAAAUCUUGUUUUGUAAAAAUAUCAAGAGGAUUCCUGUGCUCUGUUGAAAUGGGCUCCUCUUUUUAGACUUAGAUUUGGUUAGUGUUUUUCGCAGUUUAAGCAUUUCUAUGCAUGCUUUUUUUUGUAGGGCAGAAAUAAUCCUCAUAUCCUCUAUCUUGAUGAAUGAAAAUGGUUAAUUUAGCUGAUUCCUUGCUUUGUUUGGCAAUACCUUGUUUUCUUAUGUUUAGCUCAAACUGAUUUGAAUCACAGACAUUAGAAAAGGCUAGUUAGUCUGUGCUACAGUUUAGUUAUCUCCUGUAGUCGCUUUUCCUCUUUAUUUCUCACAGCCUUUGGCCCAAAACUGCCAACAAGGGGCUGCGUCGGUCAUAGAUAAGCAUCCUCUCCCCACUUGAAAUUCUUGCACAACUACCUCAUUAAAGCUUUCCAUUACAAUGAAUCUCUUUCAAAACAGGCUAAUUAUAAACUAGAUUAGUUAUGUAUUUUAGUUUUACGUUGAACUCAUUCUCUGUACCCCUCCUGCCUUUCUUUUUUGUUUGCAGAGCUCAGACGUGAAAAGGGGGAGCUCUCCUGCAUACUCGGUAGGUGCUCAUUGUAUUUGGAUACUAGGCUAUGUUCCCCGUCAUUUGUCAGCUACUGGGCGGCAGGCAGCAUUGGUCGGUCAGUUCACCUACAUUCAGGAACUCCCUAGCAGGCUGUAGACUUGGGUUUUAUGUGUUGCUGCUGCUACAGUAUAUUCACUAUGCUUUUGUUUUUCAAACACAGACAUUUAAUCCUAAUCUGGACAUUUUCAAGGAAUCAAAAUAACUGUAUUUGUACAACCUACCAGAUGAUAGUGGUCAUUAGUGAAACUCAGUUUCUCUUUUACAGACUCCUGAAAAGAAACACUCUGAAUUGUCCAGAGGAAGAAAAAGGAAACCUGACAUCCAGUCAGAAAGCAGCCAAGGUAACUUUCCUCAAGCUGUUUCUUUUAUGCUCCAGAUACACAGUCAUCGCUGUAUAAAAGUCAAUGCUAAUUAUAUUUUCUCUCUCACAGGGAAGUCUAUUGUGCGAGGACCCAAAAUUAGUGAUUAUUUUGAUGUAAGUUACUAUUUUUUGGGGGGGGAGCAGCAUUCUAAAUGUGUUAAAUAGAAAUUCUACUCUUAACGUGAGUGAGCUGUGCUAAGUCCCUGUGUAGUGGAGCACCACGUUUGAUGUUCAGCUGAGAGGUUUUGUGUUUUUAGAGAAUAUCAUUGAAGCCGUGAUGUGAUCCAUUUCACACAGAGGCCAGCUCUGAAAUAAACAAAACAGGCACAGAAAGCCUCCUUUAUUCCGGUUUUGUUGCCAAGUGGCAGGCAAUGAUGUCACUCACACUGGUGGCCUCUCUUUCUCCAGUUCCAUGGAGGGAACGGGUCCAGUCCUGUGAGAGGUCUCCCCUCUGUGAUCCGCUCACCCCAGAACUCACAUUCCCACUCCGUGCAGGGUUCCAGUGUAAGUUACCCCAUAACCACUUCAAUUUGUUUAUCGCUUGUUGGUUUUUAAACAUAUGAAGAAAGCAAGUAGCCUUGUCCAAGACCGAAUGGCCCAUUUUAAACAUAGUCAAUGUUUCGAAGAAAUUGACGGUACCAUUUAGAUAUGCUAACAAUUGUUGUCCCUUGGGUUUCAGACUAGGCAAAACAGCUCAUCGCCUACGAGUCUGUCUUUUGGGGACCAUGUGAUGCAUCCAAAGCAGUUAGCAAUCAAAUGUGUGCAGGUGAGGAUGACCACCACUAUAGUAUGUGUGUUCAGCACUUUGGAUUGUGUGUUUAGAACAAAUUCUUAACACAUUCUUUAUUUGUUUUUAAUUGCAGACUGACCUGACGGGGCUAAAGUUGGCUGCCCUUGAAAGUAACAAGAACCUGGACCUUGAGAAAAAAGAAGGAAGAAUAGAUGAUUUGCUUAGAGUAAGGAAAAGAUGGCUAAUGGGCACAAACAACACAUCAGCGGAACAUUCUUAACUCCCUCAUUGAGUUUAAGCGUCAGUGAUGUAUUACUGUGACACCACUGAACACACAGAUCAAUUAAAACGUCUCAUCGUGCUGCACGUAGACUUAAAGUACGUACAAAAAUGUGUGUUAUUCAAUGCUAGACUGACAUGCUUGGAAAGUUAACUGCAACGGUCUUAUUUCUACGAUAAGAGUGAGGGCUUUGGUUUUACUAGGAUUGUAAUAUGAUAAACCUAAUUUGUUUCUUCUCCAUAGGCAAACUGUGAUCUCAGGAGACAGAUAGACGAACAACAGAAAUUACUUGAAAAGUACAAAGAACGCUUAAAUAAAUGCAUCACCAUGAGCAAGAAGUUGCUCAUAGAAAAGGUACUUCCCUUUUUAUUUCAAGGCGAAAUGUCUGAAGCUAGCGCGUCUAGUUUUUUUACAUUGACAAGUCUGUAUGAGUGCAGUGGUAUGAGUACUCAGUCAGUGAUGUCUGUCAUUGUGUUUGUGUUGCCUAGAGCACCCAGGAGAAGCAGGCGUGCCGGGAAAAGAGUAUGCAGGACAGACUACGAUUAGGCCAUUUCACCACUGUGCGACAUGGCGCCUCCUUCACAGAGCAGUGGACCGAUGGCUUUGCCUUCCAAAACCUAGUCAAGUUGAGUAUCUUAGUCUCCGGGUCAAAGUUUUCUCAAGUCAACUUAACUUUCUCAACUGUGAUAUGGUUAUCAAGCUACACGUCGUUCUCUUUCAACAAAGUUCAAUCUGUUCAGGUAUCGAAAAUAUAUUUGUAGAAUUUGUACUGGAAUUUCUACUGAAGUGUAUCAUUUUCCUCUUAUUCUAAAGCCUUAUCCAGGGUAAAACACUAGCUUGGCAGAAAUUGUAUUGAUUAGAACAUCUUUAUCUGCAGACAGCAAGAGUGGAUAAAUCAACAGAGGGAAGAAAUCGAGAAGCAGAGAAAACUCCUAGCCAAGAGGAAACCCCCAUCAUCCAGCAACUCCCAAGCACCAACCACAAACUCUGAGCCAAAGCAACGCAAAACCAAGGCAGUGAAUGGAGCGGAGAAUGAUCCCUUUCUCAAGCCCAGCCUACCUCAGCUGUGAGUGCCCUUGUCCUCCCGACGUUUGGCUUAGCUAAGCACACCAAGACGCUAGAUAUCUAUGAACAAAGAUGCCUGAUCCUGUUGCUUUCAUUUUCUCAUGGUCUUUUGUUGGUUCAUUCCAAAGGUUGACUCUAGCUGAGUACCACGAGCAGGAAGAGAUCUACAAACUACGACUCGGGCAUCUCAAAAAGGUCAGUGUGCCAACCUGGCAGGUCUAGGCAUCACGAGCUGACCUUUUUUUGUUUACUGUGUCACAUUGAUCAUCAAGUCAAUUAAAUAGGGAUUAGACAUCCUGACUCUGUUCCCUGAUAUAGAACCACAAACAGUUCCACUCUGCUUAGAGAUUCUGUGGACAUUUUCCCAAUCCCCAACCUAUAGUUAAUUCUAUUGUUUCCCUGGUGAAUAAGCAUCAAGAGGGAUUGCCCUAGACAGACUUGCUACCAAUUCAACCGCUAGUCAGCCGAGGUAUAGAAGUGGGUUUUGAUGAGCUCCCCUCUCCUUGUAGUCAGUCCUCUGAUGUUCCUCUGUAUGUUUGUGUGUGUGAAUCAUUUAUAGGAAGAAGCUGAAAUCCAGGUGGAGCUGGAGCGUCUGGAGAGAGUGCGGAACCUUCACAUUCGGGAACUUAAGAGAAUAAAUAACGAGGACAGUUCACAGUGAGUCUGAUCACUGGCAUCUCUGUGACGUCAGGGCAUACGCACAGGGGCUCCUGCUGACAACCAUAGAGAUUGUUCAGUUAGACACUGGAGAGGCAGUAAUGGCCAUGUCAUGGUGCUUGCCACAGUAUGUCACAAGUCAUUCUGAAUGUCUGUGUUUUCCAUUCUGCCAGUCGAUGUAAAAUGAGAUCCCUCUUUAAGAACUUAAUCUUUCUAUGGAUUGGUCGUUUUUGAGUUGGUGAAAGUCCUACCAACGAGUUAAUUCGUAAAGAGAGUCUGACCUUGUUUUGUUUCUUUGAAAGAUUCAAAGACCAUCCGACUUUGAACGAGCGGUAUCUACUGUUACAUCUUCUGGGAAGAGGAGGCUUUAGUGAAGUUUACAAGGUGAGUUUAUAUUCAACCUGUGUAUUCAUCAGUUGCAUCUACAAGUCUUUGUUUGAAUGGACCAGUCAGAACUUUUCUGUUAUAGGCGUUUGACCUGAUUGAGCAACGCUAUGCUGCUGUGAAAAUUCACCAGCUCAACAAGAACUGGAGAGAGGAGAAAAAGGAGAACUAUCACAAGUAUGUUCGACAUUAAAUCGUUGCCAUUUUCUGCAUGUUGUAUUCAUCAACACUGUGGCGGUAUCGAUUCAGUUUUAUGAAUCACCGUGACGAUGGAGUUUUUAUUUAUUUACUUGUAAUGCACAGGCUUUAAGCCUAUCAUUAUUCUACUCCAUCAGCUUAAUGUCUGGGUUAUCCAGUCAAUCAGUCAUACCUCCACUUCGCUGCGCUCCUACUGCCUGGAGUCAUUCAGUUGGUUGCCCAUGGUAACUGGUCACCUUGUUGCAGACACGCCUGUCGGGAGUACAGAAUACACAAGCAGCUGGACCACCCCAGAAUCGUCAAGCUGUAUGACUACUUCUCACUGGACACAGACACGUAAGUUAACCUUGCUUAUUGUACUGACAAUACAGCGCAUUCGGAAAGUAUUCAGACCCCUUGACCUUUUCCACAUUUUGUUACGUUACAGCCUUAUUCUAAAAUGAAUGUAAUAGUUUUUCCCCCCCUCUCAUCAAUCUACACACAAUACCCCAUAAUGACAAAGCAAAAACAGGAUUUUCUAACCUUUUGCAAAUGUAUUAAAAAUAAAACACUGAGUGUAUUCAAACCCUUUACUCAGUACUUUGUUGAAGCGCCUUUGGCAGCAAUUACAGCCUCAAGUCUUCUUGGGUAUGACGCUACAAGCUUGACACACCUGUAUUUGGGGAGUUUCUCCCAUUCAGAUCCUCUCAAGCUCUGUCAGGUUUCUCAUGGUCUGAGAGUCUUUAGGUGACUUUUGGCAAAAUCCAAGCGGGCUGUCGUGCCUUUUACUGAGUGGCUUCCGUCUGGCCACUCUACCAUAAAGGCCUGAUUGGUGGAGUGCUGCAGAGAUGGUUGUCCUUCUGGAAGGUUCUCUCAUCUCCACAGAGGAACUCUGGAGCUCUGUCAGAGUGACCAUGGGGUUCUUGGUCACCUCCCUGACCAAGGCCCUUCUCCCCGAUUGCUCAGUUUGGCCGGGCAGCCAGCUCUAGGAAAUGUCUUGCUGGUUCCAAACUUCUUCCAUUUAAGAAUGACGGAGGCCACUGUGUUCUUGGGAGCCUUCAAUGCUGCAGAACUGUUUUGGUACCCUUCCCCAGAUCUGUGCCUUGACACAAUCCUGUCUCUGAACUCUACGGACAAUUCCUUCGACCUCAUGGCUUGGUUUUUGCUCUGACAUGCACUGUCAACUGUGGGACCUUUUUAUAUAGACAGGUGUGUGCCUUUCCAAGUCAUGUCCAAUCAAUGAAUGUACCACAGGUGGACUCCAAUCAAGUUGUAGAAACAUAUCUCAAGGAUGAUCAAUGGAAACAGGAUGCACCUGAGCUCAAUUUCGAGUCUCAUAGGAAAGGGUCUGAAUACUUAUGUAAAUAAGGUAUUUUAUUAUUCUUUAUACAUUUGUAAAAACCUGUUCGCUUUGUCAUUAUGGGGUAUUGUGUGUAGAUAGAUGAGAAAAAAAGAUGUAAUCCAUUUUAGAAUAAGGCUGUAACGUAACAAAGUGUGGAAAAAGUGAAGGGGUCUGAAUACUUUCUGAAUGCACUUUAUAUUCUCACGACAUCCUAUCGUCACUGCCUUUUACACAUUUCUCCUUUUAUGAUGCCCCCACAGGUUUUGCACAGUUUUGGAGUACUGUGAAGGCAAUGACCUGGACUUCUACUUGAAGCAGCACAAGCUGAUGUCUGAGAAGGAGGCCCGCUCCAUCGUCAUGCAGAUUGUGAAUGCUCUCCGAUACCUGAAUGAAAUCAAGCCCCCCAUCAUCCACUAUGACCUCAAGCCAGGUGAACGCACGCUCACACACACACACACACCGGAAUUAUAUCCCAUUCUGGUAACCCUGUAAAGAGCUCCCAAUUAUUUCUGAUGCUAUGUGCUCAUUUGUUCUGUUCCAAUUUCAAGGUAACAUCCUGCUUGUGGAUGGCACAGCUUGUGGGGAAAUCAAAAUCACAGACUUCGGUUUGUCCAAAAUCAUGGAUGACGACAGCUACGGUGCAGAUGGCAUGGACCUGACAUCACAAGGAGCAGGGACCUACUGGUAAAAGAAAUGCCACCAUAUACACAUCUGUAUCAUGGGACCAGCAUGUGGUUUGGGUGAUAUGAUGCUUGACAUAUGGGCAGAUAUCAUUUUGUUUUUGUUUUCUCAAAGGUACUUGCCACCGGAGUGUUUUGUUGUUGGCAAAGAACCUCCAAAGAUCUCCAACAAGGUGGACGUGUGGUCUGUGGGCGUCAUCUUUUUCCAGUGUUUGUAUGGAAGAAAAGUAUGUUUUAAAGAGAACUGGUUUUAUUGACUUACGAAAAUGAGUGUCGUGAAAAUAUGUUAACUCGUCGCCUUAUUUCUGUUUCAGCCGUUCGGCCACAAUCAGUCUCAGCAGGAUAUCCUGCAGGAGAACACAAUACUUAAUGCAACCGAAGUUCAGUUUCCUGUCAAGCCUGUUGCCAGUAAUGAAGCAAAGGUGAGAGAGAAUUUGUGUUCUGAAUAUUACCAUCUGACUGCAAUUGUCACUUCUACUUAAUCUUCUUUUAUAAUAGUUUGGCAUUUUUUUAUGAUUGAUCAAUUCCUGUAUUUAGCGUUGCUUUUGUCGAGACCUCUAGUGUUCAUAGUAAGGCACAGACAGACAUUACAGCCCCUUUUGAGACGCUUUUCUGUCCAGCCAUAAAAGUUAUGAUCACCAGCAUACUCAACAUAUUGCUCCAAUGUUUCAUUUUAAUUGGUUCUCAGUGCUGUGUUUUGAACAAUGUCUCCUUUAUUCCCUAAGUCCUUUAUAAGGCGCUGCCUGGCAUACAGGAAGGAGGACAGGUUUGAUGUUCACCAGCUGGGAAGGGAUUCUUACCUGCUCCCUCAUAUGAGGAGGUCCAACUCUACAGGGAACCUGCAGCUGGGUGCUGGUGGCUCAGGACCUGCCUCCUCCAGCAUAAUUUCAUACUGAGGGCUGGCCCUGGACUGACUGAAUUACUGACUGGCUGGCCCACGCCUGCAGAGCCCCCUCACCCACAGGACCGUGUGAGAGGAGUUGCCUGCCAACUAGCGGUGUAUGGAAGGACGAGGGGGUCCGUUGGCCAUAGACACUGCAGACUGAAUGGUGUGGAGUUUGGCCUUCGCCUGGACUGUGCUGGGUUUCAAAUGGGUGUUUUCUAAAGACUAAUGAAAGGAUGUUUAAAGAACAUAAGUGAAUGACAUUGUAAAGGUUGAAUAGCGCACUGCUACAGACAAAGUACCUUAAAGAAAUGUGACUGGACACUUGUGAGUUUGGUUUGCUGGUGGAAGCCUAAGGGAUACCUGGCAGCCCGCCAUUUAGAAUAAUUAACAUGCUCCUGCAAGGGUGCAAAUGCUUAAGCUGCAAGGAGUUUCCUUAAGGAGCGGACAUUCAUAGUUUUUGUAGCUCAACAAUGAUUUCACCAUCAAUUUGGCUGUAUGUUUGGUUUUUUGUUUUCAGAGAAAGUGUUAGGCUUUAAUUUGAGUUGUACAAUUAGCCAUGAGAAUGUAAUUUUAGCAUACAAGUUGCAUCUAUUGUCAUUUAGGCCCAGGCAGCAUACUAAUGUUGAAUGCACAAAAUAACCAAAUGUAGACAAAUGGCAAUGUACAGAAUAAUAUGCAGGACGAUUUAAAAUAAUUCCUUCAAGAGUAAAUGUAUAUUUUCUGUACAGAAGAUGAUUUUGAAUUGCAGCUGUACCAUUCUGUACCAAGGUUGAA